CGGGGCCGGGCGCGGAGCUGGAGCAGAGCGCGGCUGCAGGGUGAGCAGCAAGCAGCGGGGAGACACAGCCCUCAGCCCCAGUCAGCCUCCGCGUGUGUUCCCUCUGUCGGGAGAGCGCCAAUGCCCGGGCCGACCCAAACCUUGUCCCCAAAUGGCGAGAACAACAACGACAUCAUCCAGGAUAACGGGACCAUCAUUCCUUUCCGGAAGCACACAGUGCGCGGGGAGCGGUCCUACAGUUGGGGAAUGGCGGUCAAUGUGUAUUCUACCUCGAUAACCCAGGAGACUAUGAGCAGGCAUGACAUCAUUGCAUGGGUUAAUGACAUCGUGUCUCUAAACUACACGAAAGUGGAACAGCUCUGUUCAGGGGCGGCCUAUUGCCAGUUCAUGGAUAUGCUCUUCCCGGGCUGUAUUAGUUUGAAGAAAGUAAAAUUCCAAGCAAAGUUGGAGCAUGAAUAUAUUCACAAUUUUAAACUUCUGCAAGCAUCAUUUAAACGGAUGAAUGUCGAUAAGGUCAUUCCAGUGGAGAAGCUGGUGAAAGGGCGUUUCCAAGACAACCUGGAUUUUAUUCAGUGGUUUAAGAAAUUCUACGAUGCCAACUAUGAUGGGAAGGAGUAUGAUCCUGUGGAGGCGCGACAGGGGCAAGACGCCAUUCCUCCCCCUGACCCCGGUGAACAGAUCUUCAAUCUGCCCAAGAAGUCUCACCACGCAAACUCCCCCACGGCAGGCGCGGCUAAAUCAAGUCCAGCAUCUAAGCCGGGAUCCACACCUUCGCGUCCCUCGUCUGCCAAAAGGGCUUCAUCCAGUGGCUCAGCCUCCAGAUCAGACAAAGAUUUAGAAACGCAGGUCAUACAGCUCAACGAGCAGGUACAUUCUUUGAAACUGGCCCUAGAAGGUGUGGAAAAGGAGAGGGAUUUCUACUUUGGGAAGUUGAGGGAGAUUGAGCUGCUGUGCCAGGAACAUGGGCAGGAAAACGAUGACCUUGUGCAGCGACUAAUGGAGGUGCUCUACGCGUCUGACGAACAGGAGGGCCAAACAGAGGAGCCAGAGGCAGAGGAGCAAGCCCACGAGCAGCAGCCCCAGCAGCAGGACGAGUACUGAACCGUCGCAGCCGCUCUUGACACUUCCAUCGUGUGUGGGGACUUUUCUUCCAGAGAAUUGGAACGUGUGUGGCCUGGAGCUCAGUAGAAACCAGCUGUUCCCAACCUGUUACCAUCAACAGUGCUAUUGCAUCCGCCAGCCAUUGCACUUGGUUCCCAUUUCCUUCGCCAAGAUGCAUUAGCAGAUGGCCAUUCCGGUCACCUACCUGCCAGAUCCUAGGGUCACAUACCUUUAACUUCACCACCUGGCUGCUUGAGAUUGGUUCUCCCCUUCCCUCAUCUCUUUCCAGAACAGCUCUUUCCCACCCCAUCGCCACCACCAUCACCACCACCACUACCACCCCUUUUUAUCCUGAUGUGAAACAACGGUAAUUUGAUAUAUGGUAUUUAUAUUGGCGGUUUUUUUUUUCAACCCAGUGUCACUAGAUGUCACAUGCAUUUGUGGUGCUUUGAUGUUUGCGAGUCUAACUUCCUAUCAUAAAUCUGGUCAGAUAACUAAUUGGAACAAAGGGAAACAGAAACUUGAUAUGAAAGCCAUAUGACAGUAGCUUGUGUCGUGGGGAAAACAGUUUCUCCCUCUACUCACAACACUAAAGGGAAAAAACAAUGAAUUCAAAACUAGGACUGCAGGGCCCAGCAGUGUUGACAGAGCAGCCUGUUCGAC
Acomys russatus (golden spiny mouse) is the source of this 1764-nucleotide messenger RNA. It is a transcript of the gene Mapre2, whose product is annotated as microtubule associated protein RP/EB family member 2. Gene Ontology annotation, cellular component: microtubule plus-end; spindle midzone; cytoplasmic microtubule. Gene Ontology annotation, biological process: spindle assembly; protein localization to microtubule plus-end; regulation of microtubule polymerization or depolymerization. Lineage: Eukaryota; Metazoa; Chordata; Mammalia; Rodentia; Muridae. The transcript has 7 exons. Gene Ontology annotation, molecular function: microtubule plus-end binding. The record is from RefSeq and is a predicted model, not a curated record. Bases 121 to 1101 code for a protein of 326 amino acids.